CCCACUUUCAGGUUUUCAUAUUUUAAUAAUGCGGGUCUUUACCUAAUCAUAAAAGUUUGUAAUAAGGUUAAGGAGGAUGCCUUAUUCCAACAACCCCACCAUUAAAGUGACAGAGGCGACUUCUGAGAAUGUCAAAUUCAUCAUUGAGAACACAGACCUGAGUGUUGCCAACUCUUUGAGGCGUAUCUUUAUUGCUGAGGUUCCUACAGUUGCUAUUGACUGGGUACAUCUCAUCAGCAACUCCACUGUACUUCACGAUGAGUUCAUAGCCCACAGAGUGGGGUUAAUCCCGCUGACGAGUGAUGAGAUCGUGGAGAGGCUACAAUACUCUAGAGACUGUACAUGUGCAGACUUUUGCCCUGAAUGUGCUGUGGAGUUCUCAUUGGACGUCAAGUGUACGGAUGAGAGCACACGCGCCAUUACCACGAGGGACCUCAGUUCAACCAAUCAGCAGUGUGUGCCUAUAACGUCACGGCCUCAGGAAAAUGAAUCUUCAGAUUAUGGACUCACUGACGACAUCCUUCUGGUAAAGCUCCGAAAAGGACAGGAGUUGAAACUAAAGGCAUAUGCUAUCAAGGGGUUUGGUAAGGAGCAUGCCAAGUGGUGUCCCACGGCGGGGGUGGCUUUCGAGUACGACCCGGACAAUGCCCUCAGGCACACCACCUACCCCAUACCCAAGGAGUGGCCUAAGAGUGAAUUCACAAGCCUUGAGGAAGACCAAGAACAAGCCCCGUAUGACUCACAAGCCAAGCCAUGCAAGUUCUAUUUCAAUGUGGAAUCAUCGGGUGCGCUCAAGCCUGAGAAUAUUGUACUGUCUGGACUAAAGGUACUUAAAGAAAAGUUGAGCGACUUACAAGUCAACCAUCAACACGAGAUGGCCUCUGAUGCUCUGGCCAUUUAGACAAUACGUAUGUAACGGACAAUGAACCUUGAACUCUGAUCAUGUCUCACGCUCAGUGAUUUCGUUAAUUUUGUUGCUUAAUAAUAAAACACUCUUUAAAAUUUGAUGAAAAUGUCAAAAAUUGAA
Messenger RNA from Halichondria panicea, 1027 nucleotides. RefSeq names its product DNA-directed RNA polymerase II subunit RPB3-like. NCBI's taxonomy places the organism in Eukaryota, Metazoa, Porifera, Demospongiae, Suberitida, Halichondriidae. Gene Ontology annotation, biological process: DNA-templated transcription. The record is from RefSeq and is a predicted model, not a curated record. Gene Ontology annotation, cellular component: RNA polymerase II, core complex. The transcript is spliced from 12 exons. The coding region runs from base 77 to 901 and encodes 274 amino acids. Gene Ontology annotation, molecular function: protein dimerization activity.